Messenger RNA from Cebus imitator (Panamanian white-faced capuchin), 4811 nucleotides. It is a transcript of the gene BRD2, whose product is annotated as bromodomain containing 2. Gene Ontology annotation, biological process: regulation of DNA-templated transcription; chromatin remodeling. Lineage: Eukaryota; Metazoa; Chordata; Mammalia; Primates; Cebidae. The coding region runs from base 1616 to 4018 and encodes 800 amino acids. Gene Ontology annotation, cellular component: chromatin; nucleus. The transcript has 13 exons. The record is from RefSeq and is a predicted model, not a curated record.
GGAGGGGGAGGGCUAGUCUGAGCCGCAGCCGCCGCCUCCUCCGCUCGCCCUCCUCCCUGGCGCUGACCGAUGGACCAGCCGCUCCGUGGGGAGGACUCCGGACCCUGGUGGGGGGGCGGGGGGGUUCUUUAUCUCCCGUGAUUGAGGGACCCUAAGAGGCGGAUACAGGUCUGCCCUUGGGGAUGGUGCGCGGCGUGGGGAAGGUCCAAGCUCGCCUGGAGGGGGAGGGUGUUUCCCCUAAGUCGCGCCUCGCAGGACUUUUUUCUUCCCUGAGCCAGACGCCGGAAUGGAGUUUGAGGAAGAGAUUCUUCGCUGCAGCGACCUGACCGCCGAGAACCACCACCCGCUGGGCGUCUUGCGGCCACACCCCUGGCUCGCCCAGGCCGGCUACGCCCACGUGACCCCUCCCGUUUCCCUGCCGGUCUGGCCAAUGGAGGAGCUACGGAUGGCACGGCCUGCUCGAGCCUGGCAGUCUCCAGUUGCGCUGUGUAUGGAAGCCGGGGAAGACUUUGUUGGAAGGGGAGGCGAAAGGGGGUGCUGGAGGCUCUGGGGCGAUGGCUUCCGCACCCCUUCCAACCGCCCUCUUUCCCUGGAGUCGGCGAACCACAGCCCAGCCAAUUGGCUUGGAGAUGUGGCGGGUUGCCACUUCCCUGUGGGUCUCUGCAGCACUCUCUUGCCUGGUGACUGACACCUUGGAAAUGAAGUUUAUGACGUCAUCCCUGCGGCUGGCCAAUAGAAAAAGCUCCCGCGGAGAGGUGUUCCUCCCACUUCGACUGAGAGUCUUCAGGCGCGUGAGCGAGCGCGGGCGCGCGGAGGGGGUGGGGGAAAUCUCGAGCAGGGUGGCGCGCAUGAGCGGCGAAGCUCCUCCUCUCCGCCUAUAUAUAAAGGGCUGGCGCGGGGCUCGGCGGCGCCAUUUCGUGCUGGAGUGGAGCAGCCUCUAGAGCGAGCUGGAGGAUUCUGCCUACCGAUACAGAGCCUUCGAGUCGCCCGGGGCCGCCAUUACAAUCCACCUCCAUCCGCUUGGAAAUGGCAUUCGUCCCGGCCUAUGACCGGUCCCAGCGGACAGUACAGACCCCAUAGAAGCCCCUGAAGCUCCCCUUUUUUGGGCCCCGCCCAAUUCUCGGAGUCUGUCCACCCCCUCUACUCCGCCCUCAAGAGGAUUUCAAAGAUGGAGGCGGCGGCUCCCUAAACCACUUUUCGUGUUCAUCCGCCUCCAUCCGAGAUCGAAACGGGACCUCAUCGGGCCCGUAGGGUCCCGACAAGAAGAGGGAAUCCCUGCAGACCAACAGCGGGCUAUAUUGACGACGGUGUUUCAGAUCGGGGACUGUGUUGGUUUGAGGAGUCAGUCCCUCCUUAGUCGUCCGCCUCAGCUGAGGCCGCCGCCAUUUUCUUGCUGUCCGCCGUCUGCAGAGCGCGCCAAGCUGUCCGGAGCUCUCCGCGAGGCCCCGAAGAAACUGCUUUUGUGCCGACUGGGCAGGGUGUUUGUCGCCUGGAGGGCCAAGAGCAACGGCCUCUCCCCCAACUUAACCGGGUUAUGCUGGACCGGGCGGUGAGGGGAACCGAGGCCACCCGGACUUUCCGCGGCUGAGGGCGGCGCCGGUUCCCUGCGGUCAAGAUGCUGCAGAACGUGACUCCUCACAACAAGCUCCCUGGGGAAGGGAAUGCAGGGUUGCUGGGGCUGGGCCCAGAAGCAGCAGCGCCAGGGAAAAGGAUUCGAAAGCCUUCCCUCUUGUAUGAGGGAUUUGAGAGCCCCACAAUGGCUUCGGUUCCUGCUUUGCAACUGACUCCUGCCAACCCACCACCGCCGGAGGUGUCCAAUCCCAAAAAGCCAGGACGAGUUACCAACCAGCUGCAAUACCUACAUAAGGUAGUGAUGAAGGCUUUGUGGAAACAUCAGUUUGCAUGGCCAUUCCGGCAGCCUGUGGAUGCUGUCAAGCUGGGUCUACCGGAUUAUCACAAAAUUAUAAAACAGCCUAUGGAUAUGGGUACUAUUAAGAGGAGACUUGAAAACAAUUAUUAUUGGGCUGCCUCAGAGUGUAUGCAAGAUUUUAAUACCAUGUUCACCAACUGUUACAUUUACAACAAGCCCACUGAUGAUAUUGUCCUAAUGGCACAAACGUUGGAAAAGAUCUUCCUACAGAAAGUUGCAUCAAUGCCACAAGAGGAACAAGAGCUGGUGGUGACCAUCCCUAAGAAUAGCCACAAGAAGGGGGCCAAGUUGGCAGCACUCCAGGGCAGUGUUACCAGUGCCCAUCAGGUGCCUGCUGUCUCUUCUGUGUCACACACAGCCCUGUAUACUCCGCCACCUGAGAUACCUACCACUGUCCUCAACAUUCCCCACCCAUCAGUGAUUUCCUCUCCACUUUUGAAGUCCCUGCACUCUGCUGGACCCCCACUCCUUGCUGUUACUGCAGCUCCUCCAGCCCAGCCCCUUGCCAAGAAAAAAGGUGUAAAGCGGAAAGCAGAUACUACCACCCCUACGCCUACAGCCAUCCUGGCUCCUGGUUCCCCAGCUAGCCCUCCUGGGAGUCUUGAGCCUAAGGCAGCACGGCUUCCCCCUAUGCGCAGAGAGAGUGGUCGCCCCAUCAAGCCCCCACGCAAAGAUUUGCCUGAUUCUCAGCAACAACACCAGAGCUCUAAGAAAGGAAAGCUUUCAGAACAAUUAAAACAUUGCAAUGGCAUUUUGAAGGAGUUACUCUCUAAGAAGCAUGCUGCUUAUGCUUGGCCUUUCUAUAAACCAGUGGACGCUUCUGCACUUGGCCUGCAUGACUACCAUGACAUCAUUAAGCACCCCAUGGACCUCAGCACUGUCAAGCGGAAGAUGGAGAACCGUGAUUACCGGGAUGCACAGGAGUUUGCUGCUGACGUACGGCUUAUGUUCUCUAACUGCUAUAAGUACAAUCCCCCAGAUCACGAUGUUGUGGCAAUGGCACGAAAGCUACAGGAUGUAUUUGAGUUCCGUUACGCCAAGAUGCCAGAUGAACCACUGGAACCAGGGCCUUUACCAGUCUCUACUGCCAUUCCCCCUGGCUUGGCCAAAUCAUCUUCAGAGUCCUCCAGUGAGGAAAGUAGCAGUGAGAGCUCCUCUGAGGAAGAGGAGGAGGAAGAUGAGGAGGAUGAGGAAGAAGAGAGUGAAAGCUCAGACUCAGAGGAAGAAAGGGCUCAUCGUUUGGCAGAACUGCAGGAACAGCUUCGGGCAGUACAUGAACAACUGGCUGCUCUGUCCCAGGGUCCAAUAUCCAAGCCCAAGAGGAAAAGAGAGAAAAAAGAGAAAAAGAAGAAACGGAAGGCAGAGAAGCAUCGAGGACGAGCUGGGGCCGAUGAAGAUGACAAGGGGCCUCGAGCACCCCGCCCACCUCCGCCCAAGAAGUCCAAGAAAGCAAGUGGCAUUGGAGGUGGCAGUGCUGCUUUAGGCCCUUCGGGCUUUGGACCUUCUGGAGGAAGUGGCACCAAGCUCCCCAAAAAGGCCACAAAGACAGCUCCACCUGCCCUGCCUACGGGUUAUGAUUCAGAGGAGGAGGAAGAGAGCAGGCCUAUGAGUUACGACGAAAAGCGGCAGCUGAGCCUGGACAUCAACAAAUUACCUGGAGAGAAGCUGGGCCGAGUUGUGCACAUAAUCCAAGCCAGGGAACCCUCUUUACGUGAUUCAAACCCAGAAGAGAUUGAGAUUGAUUUCGAAACACUCAAGCCAUCCACACUUAGAGAGCUUGAGCGCUAUGUCCUUUCCUGCCUACGUAAGAAACCCCGGAAGCCCUACACCAUUAAGAAGCCUGUGGGAAAGACAAAGGAAGAACUGGCUUUGGAGAAAAAGCGGGAAUUAGAAAAGCGGUUACAAGAUGUCAGCGGACAGCUCAAUUCCACUAAAAAGCCCCCCAAGAAAGCAAGUGAGAAAACAGAGUCAUCCUCUGCACAGCAAGUAGUAGUAUCACGCCUCAGUGCUUCCAGCUCCAGCUCAGAUUCCAGCUCCUCCUCUUCAUCGUCAUCGUCUUCAGACACCAGUGAUUCAGACUCAGGCUAAGGGGCCAGGCCAGAUGGGGCAGGAAGGCUCCGCAGGACCGGACCCCUAGAUCACCCUGCCCCACCCACCCUUUUCCCCUUUGCUGUGACUUCAUCUCACCCCCCUGCCCUCGUCUAGGAGAGCUGGCUCUGCAGUGGGGGGGGGGGGGUGCAGGGACAUUUACUGAAGGAGGGAUAUGGACAAAAUAAGAUGGAAUUCUCAUGAGGCCCCAUUGGGGAGUGAUUUCUUGGACAUAGAUCCCCCAUUCAAAAUGACUGGGGCAGGGCAAGGGGGUAUAGGGUGGAAGUGUGCAAAGCCUCUGAUCUGGAGUUAUGUAAGGCCAUAGCUGCCCUGUUGACUUCUAAGGGCCCUGUUUUGAGGUUGGUUGUUCUAAUUUAUUUUAAGCUAGGUAAUGCUGGGAGGGUGGGGCCUUGGUCCCCUCAGCCUCCAUGGGGAGGGAAGAAGGGGGAGCUCUUUUUUUUACGUUGACUUUUUUUUUCUACUGUUUUCCCUUUUUCCUUCGCUCCAUUUGGGGCCCUGGGGGUUUCAGUCAUCUCCCCAUUUGGUCCCCUGGACUGUCUUUGUUGAUUCUAACUUGUAAAUAAAGAAAAUAUUAUUCAAGUUUUGAGUUACCUUAAUAACACUGGCGUUUGUAGUGUUUCAAAAGGAACGUGAUCAGAACUGCCGUGAUAAUUUUGGAGAAAAUACUCUGGCAAUGAGAAAAAGCAAUAGCUAUCCUAUAAUUGGAUCGUCUUAAUAUUUAAACAAAGCAGGCUUUUGUUGUGUUUUUAAUAAAGUAAAUCCAUCUGAUUUU